AUGUCGAGUAACGCGUCUUGUGAGGAGUCGUCAGUCCGCGAAGGAGCGGGCUACGACGAAACCUUUGGCUCUGGAGAUGAGUCAAACUUCUCCCUUCCGUCAGAGAGAGGGUCGUCAGCCCAAUCUCCUGACGACGAUGAGAGUUUUGCUGAGGGAGAUGAGGAUGAGGGAAGAGGGGAUGGAAAUGGCGAGGAUGGAGUGGAUGUUGACGGGGAGGACAGUGACGGGGAUGAGAGAUCCAGUGAAGGGACCUCAGAGGGUCCCGGAGAUAAUCGUCCCUUCAUUCUUCCUGAGGAUUGGGCCGUCAACAAAUUUUCGCCUGGGAUGAGUGACAAAGUUUUUAGGGAGUUACGGGUUCGUUAUCAAAUUCCAGACCACAUUCCCCUCCGUCUCCCUACAGAGAAUGAGAGGUGUUAUUCCGGGAGGACAGCUGACGUUGGCAUGUAUGACGCCAUGUUUGCUGCCGGUCUGAGAUUACCGUUGACGACUCUACACCGUCAGCUUGCUGACUUCCUUGGAAUAUCCGUCACCCAGAUCGCCCCAAACGCCUGGAGGACUUUUAUAGGAUCUGAAAUCCUUUGGGGCAGUCUUAGCGGAGGACACCGUCAGCUCACUUUAGAAGAAUUCUUUCAUUGUUAUAGGCCUCACCACAUCGCCUCGUCUAAGGGGACGUAUCAUUUUAAUGCCAGGGAGAAAGGGCUAAGGCUAGUGUCGGAUAUGCCAGACUCAAACAGGAACUGGAAGAGUCGGUAUUUUUUUGUUGAGGGGACGGAUUGGGUUUGCCGUCAGGAGGAGUGGGCGACGAUGCCCCGUGGUUACUUUGACAAUACUUGGGCCUUCGUCAGGGAUUCAGCUUAUACCCGCCCUCACAUAACUGACGAGCAGGAGGAGUUUAUCCAACGGAUUCUGGAAAUUCCUUUGGAAGAACGUAAGUGUAGGGAUUUGAUCACCCUUGACACCCUUCACUUAUACUGUGGGGGUCCAGAUCCGUCAGCGGAAGCUCGAAAGUUGGAAGAAUUUGCACGCCGUCAAAUGGACUCUGCGAAGCAAAGGAUAAGGGCCGCCGCAGCCCGUCAGAAGGAGGAGAGAAAGAAUAAGGAGGCGGCAGGGGAGGCCUCGUCAACUCCAAAGGUCGUCGCUAAGGCGACGAAGAGGAAGCCUGACGGUGAUGACAGCCGUCCCUUAAAGAAAGCUGCCGUCACUCCAAGGGACGAACCACUGAAGGAGAAGUCCCUUCCCAAGCCUAGUCAUGGUGCGGGCAAGGGGGUGAUGACUUCUGCCGGUCCCGUCAGCGAGGGCCCCUGCCGUCUCCUGACCCACAAGGAUUAUGCCGUCGGGGAGGUUGGGUCCCUGAUUAAACCGACGGAUAUUGAACCUUGUGACCAGGUGGGGACGGAGGAACUAGGGGCGUCAGCCCUUUUUGACCUUACCAGGGCCUUGGUUCGUGUCAAGGCCCUUCAAGAUCGUUGUGUGGCGAAGGAGGGGGUCGUCACUCGAGUCCGCAGUCACAAUAAAAGCCUGAUGAACCAGCAAGCUCAGUACAAGGAUGCCGUCCGUACCCUCAACACGGAGCUGCAAGAAGUUAAGGAGAAGCUGACGGAGAGCGGUAGUCGGAGUGAUAAACUCCAGGAAGAGGUGACGGCACUGAGCGAAAAGCUGCAGACGGCGGGGGCUGACGCGAUCAGAGAUUUCAAAGCGUCGCAGGCUUUCUUUGACUCGUGUGGCGAAUAUUAUGGCACCGGGUUUGAAGACUGCCUUCAGCAAGUCGCGUCGGCCUACCCGGAGUUGGAUUUAUCCGGGAUCACCAUGGGUGAUGGAGACGACAGCCUCCGUCAGUCUACUCCGAGGCGCGACGACAGCGUGGUCCUGGCCCAGCCUGCUGCUAAUCCUGCUGCUUCUGAUUCUCCUGCUGUGAUUGUGGAUGCUGACGGCAAGAAUGCUGAUGUUCCUGCCCCUUAGCUCUUAUUUUGUAUUUUGGCUAUGUAUAAAACAGUUGUAGUUGUAAUUUUCAAACAAUCUUUAAGUGUUCUCUUUGUUUCCCUUGGGCUUUUGUUUGUGUAUAGUUGUGUUUAAUUUCCGUAACUUUUAUAUCCCUUUGUUGAUGGUGGCCUUAGACGAAAUUUUGGUAAUUAUUCUCGUCUACUUGGAUUACGUCAGCUAUUUUGCACUGUUGGAAGCCCCCGUUGGCAUGAAUGCCGUGCCUAGGCCUUAAGCUCCGUCGGCUUGAUGACCGUUGGUCUACAGCCCUUGCUACUGUUUUAAGGUCGUCAAUCUCUUAAAUCCGUCGUUUUGAUGACUCAUUAUUGUAUGUCUUGGUUUGAGGGCUAUGUCCAUACAAUGAUCGCUUCAUCUAAUGGUCGUCAGCCUUUUUAGCUUCUAGCUUCGAUGUUUUUAACAUCAUUUUAGCUCGUCAGUUUCUUAGGACUUGAUGUUUUUAACAUCCCCCCUUU
This is a messenger RNA of Quercus lobata, 2450 nucleotides long. RefSeq lists its product as uncharacterized. Lineage: Eukaryota; Viridiplantae; Streptophyta; Magnoliopsida; Fagales; Fagaceae. The coding region runs from base 1 to 1959 and encodes 652 amino acids. The record is from RefSeq and is a predicted model, not a curated record. The transcript is spliced from 4 exons.